Messenger RNA from Coregonus sp. 'balchen', 13438 nucleotides. Lineage: Eukaryota; Metazoa; Chordata; Actinopteri; Salmoniformes; Salmonidae. The record is from the annotation of a GenBank genome assembly.
GACGUUUUCGCAAAACAGGCAACGCUUUGCCACGUCGGUCUCUGUGUGCUACUAGUGACUGUAGCUAGCUAGUGUUGCACUGCAAACAGACUCGUUUUUAACCGUAUGUUUAUUGUUGGAGGUAAACCGAUAUAACGUUCUGUGUGUUUAUAAGUAGCACACAACCCCCUCCCCGCUAAAGCCUAGGAAUAUAUUAAUUUUUAAGACGAGAGAAAUGUUCGCUACUAUCUCGGCUUGCCAACCCACAAUUGACUGAUGCAUCCGUGUCCACACCAUCCGCUUUUUGUCGAUGUGUGAGUAUUCUGUUUUAUUCCUGCACGAGUAGCUCAUUAGCUAGCAGUGUUUGUAUACAAUGCAUCAAAUCCAACAUAAUGUAACUAACGUUACCUAGGCUACAUAACUUCCCCAUUUGAAAUGAUGAAUCCUGUAAAUGCUCUCGUUUCUUUCCUCUAUAAUAACAAAUGACAGUUCGAUCAUGUCCAAUAACACAAUAACUAGCUAGCUUGACUAUGUUACUGGAAAUAACUAGCUAGUUACAAAUUGCUUAUACAUACCCAGCUAAAUGUGUAGUAACUACAGUAUGUGUUUAACUAGCUAGCUACUUGUCUUGAAAAUACAACUUUUCAACUUCUAUGAGAAUGUUUAAUCUUCUAGAAUGUUCUGCUAGUUAUAAAGUAGUUAGAAGUUCGAUUUUCUGCCAUUGGGAAUAUUGCACUCGCAAUACAAGUGUCAGACUUGUGGAACAGUUGCCUAUAAUAUUGGAACCGUUUCCAUUCUAUCAACCACAGAUUUAAGCCGUUACUUUAUUGCGCAUGCCUUCUGAUCUGGGCAAUUUCCGCAUUUUGCUGUUGAAAAACUUCAGUUUCGAUACAACACUACAGUACAGUCAUGCUUAAGAAAGUGUUGCCUGAGAACAGUAGCUAGCUAUGUUUGCAGAUAGGCUACUGCUACUCCAGUCUGACGCAAGCAUGGAUAAGUUGGGAUAUUUUUAUAACCAUUAUCACUCAUCAUCACCUGAAACAUUAGUACGUGGAAGAACAGCCUAGCGAGUCUUACGUUGACUGGCAGUGCGGCACCUUUGCAACCCUUCCCUUGCUCCUCCAGUAAUCAAGGUAUGGUGUAUAGGACUAGCUAGUUAACUUUAUUUUGUGGUUGUGGGCAUUGUGUGUCUCUCACGACUCCUUUGUGUUCAGUCUCCCUUAAUGGAAUGGCUGUGUGUGUGUGGGCUGUUCCGGAAAACUAUACAUUAGCCUAUGUCCAGCUACUAGGAAGCUCCCCCAUUGUCCAUUCAUUUACACACACACACACAGGGAUUGGGAUAACCUGGUUUGGUUAUCUCUUGUUCUGUCACCGUGGCCUGUACAGUAGCUAAAGUGUUGUCUUUCACCUGGCUGCCAUUGUAAGGUGUGUGUGAUGACUGUGUGUCUGUCUGUGUGUGAUGCCUGUCGCUCUGUGUGUUAUGCCUGUCGCUCUGUGUGUGAUGCCUGUGUCUGUGUGUGAUGCCUGUUGCUGCUGUGUGUGUAUGCUGUUGUGUGAUGCCUGUCUGUCUGUGUGUUAUGCCUGUCGGUCUGUGUGUGAUGCCUGUCUGUCUGUGUGUGAUGCCUGUCUGUCUGUGUGUGAUGCCUGUCUGUCUGUGUGUGAUGCCUGUCUGUCUGUGUGUGAUGCCUGUCUGUCUGUGUGUGAUGCCUGUCUGUCUGUGUGUGAUGCCUGUCUGUCUGUGUGUGAUGCCUGUCGCUCUGUGUGUUAUGCCUGUCUGUGUGAUGCCUGUCUGUGUGAUGCCUGUCUGUCUGUGUAAUGUGUGGUGUCUGUCUGUGUGAUGUCUGUCUGUGAUCAGUCUGAGGAUGUAGUCUUAUGUAAUGUUGCAUGACCCUGGGUGCUUGACUAUGGUGAUGAUGUUGUCCUACCAGUAACCUAGCCCAGGACUAAACCUAUUCACCUACCUCUGUUCUAUUGACUCUGUCCUAGUCUUGCCUUUUGUUGACGCCGUCUUCCCCAGGUCUGCGUUCAGUAGGACACGAUGUUCUGGAAGGUUUAGAUAGAAAUACAUUGUUUAUCCUACGUCAUAUCAUCCUACGUGCCUCUCCGACGAGUAGAGUAGCGACUCAUUCAUGGCAUGUUUUUUUCAGGAGGCGUCUAUCUGCAACGUGUGUUUACACAUUUUGUCCUCUAUUGAGGCUGUUCUUUAUUGAACCUGGGUUGUGUUCAUUAAGGCACAAGCCAUAACAAAAUGUGUUGUAACGGAAAACCGAAACAGCCAUUUCAUAUUGCAGAAGUUCAGAUGGUAUUCUACCUCCCUGUUUUCACUCCGUUUUCUAACGUGUUGUGCCUAAUGACCAUGACCCUGACGUUGUUUUCUCUCUGUCGGUCUCUCCAGUGGCCUGGCUGUGAGGUGGUGCUGGUCUCUGGGUCUAGGUGGAGAGGCAGUAGCAGGGGGUGUUGAGGUGGUGCCUGGCCAUGCCCGGGGGCCGCAGGGGGCCAAGUAGACAACAGCUGAGCCGCUCUGCUCUGCCCUCCCUCCAGACUCUGGUGGGGGGCAGCCUCAGCAACGGCAACGGACUCAGGAACAGGUGAGGAUACACACACACACAGGUACUGUCCACAGCCCUAACACACACAGACACACACACAGAAUGGGCUACAGUACUACAACAAGCAGCCCUAACCCCCCUCCCCCCAAACACAAACAGACCUACUUUAUUUAUUGUCACAAGCCUUAUUCCAUAGGAAAUGAAAUGUGUAGGCCUUAGGCUACUUUAUCAGACUGUCUUUUUAAAAUGUUACUGUCUGCAUCUACCAUGAGACGGUCAUAUCUUCUUUUACCAUGAGACGGUUAUAUCUUCAUCUACCAUGAGACGGUCAUAUCUUCUUCUACCAUGAGACGGUCAUAUCUUCUUUUACCAUGAGACGGUCAUAUCUUCUUCUACCAUGAGACGGUCAUAUCUUCUUCUACCAUGAGACGGUCAUAUCUUCUUCUACCAUGAGACGGUCAUAUCUUCUUCUACCAUGAGACGGUCAUAUCUUCUUCUACCAUGAGACGGUCAUAUCUUCUUCUACCAUGAGACGGUCAUAUCUUCUUCUACCAUGAGACGGUCAUAUCUUCAUCUACCAUGAGACGGUCAUAUCUUCAUCUACCAUGAGACGGUCAUAUCUUCUUCUACCAUGAGACGGUCAUAUCUUCUUCUACCAUGAGACGGUCAUAUCUUCUUCUACCAUUAGACGGUCAUAUCGUCAUCUACCAUGAGAGUGAGGGGGGAGUAGUCAGAUUAUUAAUACCACACCUCCUCUGAGGGGAAGAAGGUAUGGCAGCUCAGGUGAACACAGAGGAGGAAGAGGCAUAGAGAUCACGUCACUGUUCAGUUCUGUUCUUUUCUCGCCACAACAUGUUCUCCUUUUCCCUCACGGUAAAACACACAUUCCUGCAUUCUCCAGUAGCAGUCUUGAGAACACAGACGCUCACCACGCUAUAACACUCAAGCUCAAGGCUUCUCCAGAACCACCACACACACCACUAACCCCAGCUUCUCUCAAUGUCCCCCUCCUUCCAGGAGCAGUAACUGUGUGGGACCCUCUGCCCCGCCCCUCUCCGCCCUCAUCACGCCGGAACCCGUCCGUCACUCACGGAUCCCUGACCUCCCAUUGGACAGCAGCCUGCUGUUUGAGUUCCUGCUCUUCCUCUACCUGCUGGUGGCGCUGUUUGUUCAGUAUAUUAAUAUCUACAGGACCGUGUGGUGGUACCCUUACAGUCACCCUGCUGCCUCCACAUCUCUGGUGAGUAGUACACACACACACACACACACACACACACACACACACACACACACACACUCUCUCUCUCCUUCAGUCUAUUUAUUGUCUCUCCUCUCUGCAGAACUUCCAUCUUAUGGACUACCACCUGGCUGUCUUCAUCACAGUGAUGCUGGCCAGGAGACUGGUGUGGACCAUAGUGUCAGAGGUGUUUAUCAUACUCACUCUCUCUCUGUCUCUCUGUCUCUCUUUCUCUGUCUCUCCCUCUCUCUCUUCUAUCUCUUCUCGCUCUUUCGUUCUCUCUUUCUCUCUGUCUCGUUCUCUCUCGCUCUGUCUGUCUCUCUUCUUUCUCUCUCUCUCUCUCUCUCUCUCUCUCUCUGUGUCUCUGUCUCUGUCUCUCUCUCUCUCUACCUUCCACCUUCCUCAACUUUAGCUGCCUAUUUCUCAGCUGUUUCUGAACUCGUUGCAUCAUGUUUUGGGGUGUAUUAUUACUUGUGGGAGAGAACUUGUGUCUAGUUUUUAGGCUGACGCUGAUCCUCCUAGUUGCAUCGUUAGUAUUGUUUUGUCUGGACUCUGACCAGGGUGUUGUGUGUGUGUGUGUUUGACUGACUUGUGGUGGCUUUGUAUUGUAGUCUUGUUAUGUCUGAGUUAAGAGCUUAGUGUGUAGCAAUUUAUUGUGGUUGAUUGUGCUGUCUGUCGGUGGAGUGUGUUUGGUGUAACCUCUAACCUGUGGGUGUGUGUCUGUCUGUCUGUCUGUCGUUGUGUCCCUCCCCCCAGGCGUCUCAGACCAGUCCAUGUUCCUUGGUAUGGUACGUGGUCCUGAUCGCAGCACGGCUCAGCCUCCUCACUCUGUGUGGCUGGGUUCUCUGUUGGACCCUGGUCAACCUGUUCAAGAACCACUCGGUGCUCAACCUGCUCUUCCUUGGAUACCCGUGAGUGGCUCUGUUCAGAGACAGGAGUUACCAGAGGUUUCAGAGUAGUUCCUUUAUGACAGCAGCUCUAGAGUUGUUGUGACUAUAGCUCUGUAGAUGGUAGUCUAGUGGUUUUAUUCAGAGAUGGUGUCUAUGUGCUGGGAAGUAGCGUAGUGUAUUUUAUUGUUACCAGCCUUUAUUACCACAACGUCAUAUUUGACCAUUGUCUAGUUGAUCUCACUCCUGUUGUAACUUUCAUUUUCUUUCCCUUUCUAAUUUUACCUAAUUUCUCUCUCCCUCUUUCACUUCUCUCUCCCUCUUUCACGUCUCUCUCCCUCUUUCACGUCUCUCUCCUCUUCCUCCUCCCUUUCACUUCUCUCUCUUUCAGUUCUCUCCUCUUCUUCUCUCUCCCUCUUUCACGUCUCUCUCCCUCUUUCACGUCUCUCUCCCUCUUUCACGUCUCUCUCCCUCUUUCACGUCUCUCUCCCUCUUGCAUUUCUCUCUCCUUUCUCUCUCCUCUCUCUAUCUCAUCCCUGUCUCUCUGUCUGUCAGGUUUGGGGUGUAUGUUCCCAUGUGUUGCUUCCAUCAGGAGGGCAGGGCCCAGCCUGUGCCUUCAGACUGUGGUUACUCAGACCAGGACCUGUCCGAUGGGCCCUUCUUCAGGUAAACACACACACUCCCCUUCUUCAGGUAAACAAAUAAACAACAGACACACUCCCCUUCUUCAACGUUCUCUCCCCCAGCCAAACACACCCUUCUGGUCAGAGAGGGGGACAGAACAUUGACUCAACUGGCAAUAAAAGUUCCCUGCAAAGAGAGGAGUGUGGAUGGAGUCAGAGGUAGUCAGGACCUCUUAUUGAUUUCUUCUCUCUCACAGCCUGGGACAGAUACCUCUAUUUGAUUGUGUGAGUUUAGUCAAUGGUCUUUUUAGCCGACACCCCACCUAAAGGGUGUGCGUUUUUAAAGUACCGUAGAGAGUACACUGCAAUCUGAUAUUCCUGUCAUGUGACAUUUUGUCAAAUGCAAUAAUAGUGUAAUUAAAAAGAAUGAAACUGAAAAAGACAGAAGAAUACGUUGCUUACGUCUUACCCGUUAUAUUUCUGGGCCUGUGUUAAUAGUCAGAGUGCUGGGCCGGUAUCCAUAAAGUGUCUCACAGUGGAAAAUCGGUCUUAAGUGCUGAGAAUAGACAUCUCCUGCUCUUAUUGGUUAAAAAUAAAAACAAAAUAAAAACUCUGCAUGAAGCCUCUUAAGUCAUAAGAGUCCCACCUUGUCAACAGAUAUUUAGGACACCUCAUGAGUUGAAAGAAAUGGAUAAUAAGAAGAUUGUGGGAGCUGUACUGUUAGAUUUCAGUGCAGCCUUUGAUAUUAUUGACCAUAACUAGGGCUGUAGCGGUCACGUCAGCCGGUGUCAAGCAAAUAACUAUCGGUCUCACGGUAAUUGACCGUAAUUAACAUAAACACAUGUAGCAUCUCCUGGCUUCCACACAUAGCCUACAAGCCACUGAUGCAGACCUUUUGGGUCAUCUACGUUUUAAAAAGUCUAAUAAAUCCAUGUAAUAUAGCCUACACCUUCACAAUAAAUCCAUUAUUUAUUUUAGACAGGUCUAAAGAAACAUGAUAUGAAGAAAAUAUAGUCUAUUUCAGAAGAACAGAAUAGCAUACUUGUGAGUUUUCCAUGUUAGGUCCUGAUCUAUUUGCAUUUUUAUGGUGAAAAUGAUCUUCCCCAAACUUGAAACUCUCGCGCUGCAUACCAGUUAGGCUCUACACCCAUUGUAAAGUGAAUUAAUGUGCUUCGUUUUAAGAAGUUAUUUGGCCACUUUAGUUGUGAUACAAACCUUAUCAAAACAUAUAGGCCUAUGGGAUAGGCUACAUGAGGUGUGUGACUAUGAUUCGAAAAGUCACACACAAAAAAGGCAUUGUUUCUUGCCUUAAGCUGGGCAUCAUUCACAGGUGAUAAUAUAUAAUUCACAAGCGAUAGGCUAAUAUUGUCACCCAUCAGACUAUUCUUGAUUUAAUCUUGUCUUUACAUAUACUAAAUAAUAUAUGUGUGAAAUUAGUUUUGAUUUAGAAUGGACCAUUAUCAUUUCACCUGUCUCGAAACAGGGGCAGGGGAAAAAAUACAUGUAAUCUCUGCACUUAAAUAGCGAAUGGAGGACGCUUUUCCUGUGGUUCAUUUUCAUGCCAGCCAGGUAGGCUAUUCUCCUGUUGUAAAGAUUAGCAAUGUGCUUAAUAUUAGGAAAGUUGAGAAAUAAAUAUAGUAGGCCUAGCCUAUAGAGAGCUGAUGGGAUCCUCCUCUUUUUAAUAGAGGCCAUCACUCUGUUUUCUCGUGCAAUUGCAUAGCCUAUAGAAAUGUUGCGCAACCUGAGCUCAUGGGCUCUCAUGAAGUGUUUGAUUAGAUUUUCGAUUACAUUUGUAUUGAUGUCAGAGUGAUUAGAGGGACAAUAGUGCUGAGUACCAGUCAGUUAGCAAGUUUGGUAGGCUACUAAUGACCAUCAGCAGCAUCAGAGCUUGGAGAAGCCUAAUUACCGUGACUAAACGGUCACGUGGAAUUUGACUGCCUUCAUGACUCAUGACCGCCGGUGUGGCGGUAAUACAGUCACCGCAACAGCCCUAACCAUAACCUGUUGUUGAGAACUUAUGUGUUAUGGCUUUUCAACCUCUGCCAUAUCAUGGAUUCAGAGCUAUCUAUCUAAUAGAACUCAGAGGGUUUUCUUUAAUGGAAGCAUCUCUAAUGUCAAAUGUAAAGUGUGGUGUACUACAGGGCAGCUCUCUAGGCCCUCUACUCUUCUAUUCUACCAAUGACCUGCCCUGGCAUUAAACACAUUUUCAUUACUAGCAUUUCUCAGACCAAUGAGGGCCUCCACUGGCACUAGGGCGCACAAGCCAGCAUUUUUUUAUGUUGGGGGGGGGGGGGGUUAUUCUUAUAGGUGGCGUGACGCCGGGUUGGGGUGAUUCCACGGGGCCCACGAACAGUUUUACUACGAACUCGCUCUGGAUAGAGGCUAAAUGGACGUAAAGUUAAUAUGUGAAUGUAAAUUCAAACCAUAUACGCAUCAGCAACCACAGCUAAUGAAGUCACUGAAACCCUUAACAAAGAGUUGCAGUCAGUUUUGGAGUGGGUGGCCAGUAAUUAACUGAUCCUGAACAUCUCUAAAACUAAGAGCGUUGUAUUUGGUACAAAUCACUCCCUAAGUUCUAGACCUCAGCUGAAUCUGGUAAUGAAUGGUGUGGCUGUUGAACAAGUUGAGGAGACUAAAUUACUUGGUGUUACCUUAGAUUGUAAACUCAUGUUCAAAACAUAUUGAUUCAAUGGUUGUAAAGAUGGGGAGAGGUCUGUCUGUAAUAACUAGGUCUUUUUUGACACCACACUCCACAAAGCAAGUCAUGCAGGCUCUGGACAAUAAUCAAGAUAAAACUAGUCAUAUGGUCAAGUGCUGCAAAGAAAGACCUAGUUAAGCUGCAGCUGGCCCAGAACAGAGCGGCACGUCUUGCUCUUCAUUGUAAUCAGAGGGCUAAUAUAGAUACUAUGCAUGCCAGUCUCUCUUGGCUAAGAGUUGAGGAGAGACUGGCUGCAUCACUUCUUCUGUUUAUAAGAAACAUUUAAUGUGUUGGAAAUUCCAAAUUGGUUUGCAUAGUCAACUUACACACAGCACUGACACACACACUUACCCCACGAGACAUGCCACCAGGGGUCUUUUCACAGUCCCCAGGUCCAGAAAAAAUUCAAGGAAACGUACAGUAUUAUACAGAGCAAUAAAUAAAUAUGCCAUUUAGCAGACGCUUUUAUCCAAAGCGACUUACAGUCAUGUGUGCAUACAUUUUUACGUAUGGGUGGUCCCGGGGAUCGAACCCACUACCCUGGCGUUACAAGCGCCAUGCUCUACCAAUUGAGCUACAGAGGACCACAUUGAGCUACAGAGGACCACUGAGUGCAUGGAACUCCCUUCCGUCUUAUAUAGCGCAAGUGAACAGCAAACCUGGUUUCAAAAAACUAAUAAAGCAACACCUCACGGCACAACGCCUCUCCCCCAUGUGACCUACUUGUUGUGUGUAUGUACUGACAUGUAUGUGGAACUGAUAGAUGCGCACACACACACACACACUACAUGUUAAUGUUUUUAAAUGUAUGUAAAUUGUAAAGUAUUUAGUCUGUAAUGUCUUUUUCGUUAUGUGUCGGACCCCAGGAAGACUAGCUGUCACCAUUGACGUUGGCUGAUAGGGAUCCUAAUAAAUCAAAUAAUUUGCACCUUGGUUAAUGAGCGUCAUCACUGUCUUUCCUUUGCGGUACCUCAAACUGUCGUGAGAACCAGCUGAGAUAAACUCUCAUGAUUUUACUCCUGGCUCAGAGUUUGUCUUAACAUCAUCCUAAAACCUACUCUGAGCUGGGAGUUUUUAAAAAUCUUAAAACUGGUUUUAACAGGAUUCCUAGGACCUUUUCUGAGAUGCUUUGUGGACUGGGGCCUAGGGCGUGAUUCUUAAUAAUAAAGAGGAUUCAUGGGUAACUUAUUUUUACCCAUAAGAGUAGGAAGUAAACUGUCUAUUCUCAGCACUUACGACCAAUUUUCUACUCUGAGAUACUUGUGGAUACGGGGCCCUGGUCUCCCCUGUCCAUGUAGUCUUAUUCCAUUAUGAAAAAACUGAUCCUAGAUCAUCAUUCCUACUUCUCCCUUCUCCCUCCAGGCCCAAGGACUUCCUAGCGUUACUGAGGGAGAACCUGAGAGAGCAGUUUACCUCUCCAGGCCAAAUCCCCCACCACACCUGUCCCCAGCCCCCGUCUCCAGAACUCAUCCGCAGCGAGGUGGAGGAACUCCGGAGCGACUUCAACCGCCGCAUCAAGGAAGUCCUGUUCAACUCCCUGUUCAGCGCUUACUACGUAGCCUUCCUCCCUCUCUGCUUCGUCAAGGUACUAACCCUUACUACGUAGCCUUCCUCCCUCUCUGCUUCGUCAAGGUACUAACCCUAACCCUUAUUACGUAGCCUUCCUCUCUCCUGCUCGUCAAGGGUACUAACCCUUACUACGUAUCCUUCCUCCUCCUCUGCUUCUUCAAGAUACUAAACCGCUAACCCUACAGUAGCCUUCCAUCUCCUCUGCUUCGUCAAGGUAACUAACCCUUACUUAGUAGCCUUCCUCUCUCUGACCUUCUGUCAAGGUACUAACCCUAACCCUUAUUACGUAGCCUUCCCUCUCCUCUCUGCUUUCGUCAAAGGUAACCAACCCUUACUACGUAGCCCUCCUCUCCUCUGCGUCGUCAAGGGUAACAACCAUUACUAAGUAGCCUUCCUCUCUCUGCUUCGUCAAGGUACUAACCCUUACUAUGUAGCCUUCCUCCCUCUGCUUCGUCAAGGUACUAACCCUUACUACGUAGCCUUCCUCUCUGCUUCGUCAAGGUACUAACCCUUACUACGUAGCCUUCCUCCUCUCUGCUUCGUCAAGGUACUAACCCUUACUACGUAGCCUUCCUCUCUGCUUCGUCAAGGUACUAACCCUUACUACGUAGCACUUCCUCUCUCUGCUAGCUCUUCUCUGCUUCGUCAAGGUACUAACCCUUACUACGUAGCCUUCCUCUCUCUGCUUCGUCAAGGUACUAACCCUUACUACGUAGCCUUCCUCUCUGCUUCGUCAAGGUACUAACCCUUACUACGUAGCCUUCCUCCUCUGCUUCGUCAAUGGUACUAACCCUUACUACGUAGCCUUCCUCUCUCUCUGCUUCGUCAAGGUACUAACCCUUACUACGUAGCCUUCCUCACUCUUGCUCGUCAAGGUACAACCUUACUACGUAGGCCUUCCUCUCUCUGCUUCAAGGUACUAACCCUUACUACGUAGCCUUCCACUCUCUCUGCUUCGUCAAGGUACUAACCCUUACUACGUAGCCUUCCACUCUCUCUGCUUCGUCAAGGUACUAACCCUUACUACGUAGCCUUCCUCUCUCUGCUUCAUCAAGAUACUAACCCUUACUACGUAGCCUUCCUCUCUCUGCUUCGUCAAGGUACUAACCCUUACUACGUAGCCUUCCUCUCUCUGCUUCGUCAAGGUACUAACCCUUACUACGUAGCCUUCCUCUCUCUGCUUCAAGGUACUAACCCUAACCCUUACUACGUAGCCUUCUCUCUCUGCUUCGUCAAGGUACUAACCCUAACCCUUACUACGUAGCCUUCCUCUCUCUGCUUCGUCAAGGUACUAACCUUACUACAUAGCCUUCCUCUCUCUGCUUCGUCAAGGUACUAACUAACCCUUACUACGUAGCCUUCCUCUCUCUGCUUCGUCAAGGUACUAACCCUUACUACGUAGCCUUCUCUCUCUGCUUCGUCAAGGUACUAACCCUUACUACUAGCCUUCUCUCUCUGCUUCGUCAGGUACUAACCCUAACCUUACUACGUAGCCUUCCUCUCUCUGCUUCUCAAGGUCAAUCUCCUCUCCCAUUUCUCCCUUUCCCCUUAGCAGCGUCAGGAGUCUGCCUCCUCCCUCCCCUCCCUAUUAUCCAAGGACUGUCAACCCUCUGUACUCCCUCCCUCCCUAUUAUCCAAGGAACUGUCAACCCUCCUGGUACUCACCUCCCCUCCCUAUUAUCCAGGACUGUCAACCCUCCUGGUACUCACCUCCCCUCCCUAUUAUCCAAGGAACUGUCAACCCUCCUGGUACUCACCUCCCCUCCCUAUUAUCCAAGGAACUGUCAACCCUCCUGGUACUCACCUCCCCUCCCUAUUAUCCAAGGAACUGUCAACCCUCCUGGUACUCACCUCCCCCCUCCUAUUAUAAUAAUGUCAACCCUCCUGUUCUCACCUCCCCUCUCCCUAUUAUCAAGGACUGUCAACCCUCCUGGUACUCCACCUCCCCUCUCCCUAUUAUCCCAGGAACGUCCAACCCUCCUGGUACUCACCUCCCCUCCCUAUUAUCCAAGUAUCUGUCAACCCUCCUGGUACUCACCUCCCCUCCCUAUUAUCCAAGGAACUGUCAACCCUCCUGGUAGUCAUAUUCCCUCCCCUGGGUUUUGUGUGUUCACAGUUUCCUCCACCAGUCUCCAGGUAUCCUAGAUGCCGUCUCCUGCCGUUGUGUUAAGCAAGACCCUUGAACCCUAAAACGUCUUCUUCUCUCCCCCUACAGAGUACCCAGUACUAUGACAUGCGCUGGUCCUGUGAGCACCUGAUCAUGGUGUGGAUCAAUGCGUUUGUGAUGCUGAUGAGCCAGCUGUUACCUCCCAGCUACUGUGACCUGCUGCAUCGCUCUGCAGCCCAUCUGGGGCGCUGGCAGAAACUGGAGCACGGAUCCUACAGCAACGCCCCACAGCACCUGUAGGUAGUCCACACACACACACACACACACUUCUACAGCAACGCCCCACAGCACGUGUGUCACUAGGUAACCCAACCUUUCUCCUGGAGAGCUAGCCAUGUGCAGGCUUUUGUUCCAACACAUCUAAUUCUACUGAUCAACUGCUCUUCAGGACUCGACCAGGUGUGUUUAAAGCAGGGAUGGAGCAAAACCCUGCAUUUCGAGCGUGUCUCCAGGAAGAGGGUUUGCCACCCUGCUGUCCACCACACUCUGCUAUCUGGCCUUCUUCAAGGGAGGUUUUUAUGUGAUCUCUUGAGCAUCUGUUGUAGGAUGAAUCUCAACUUUGUGUUGUGUGUUGCAGGUGGUCUGAGAGUACAGUCUGGCCCCAGGGGGUGUUAGUACGCCACAGUCGUAGUCUAUACAAGGCUGUGGGACCCUACAACGUGGCCCUGCCGUCAGACGUCUCCCACGCUAGGUUUUACGUGAGUCACUGCCUUUCUCCAGCCCCUUUCAUGUCUUUAUAUCCUGCCUUGAGAUUUCACUGAUAUUUCAAUAGAAAUACGUGUUUCUAAAUAAAUACAUAUUUUGAUAUUUAUUUAUUGCGUUGUAGUUCCUUUUCCACAAGCCGCUGCGGAUCCUGAACCUGUUGAUCUGGAUCGAGUCUAGCGUGGUCCUGUACCAGCUGUACUCCCUGCUCCGCUCUGAAAGCUGGAACCACACCCUCUCCCUGGGCCUCAUCCUCUUCUGCAACUACUACGUCCUCUUCAAGCUGCUCCGGGACCGCAUCGUGCUGGGCAAGGCCUACUCCUACCCUCUGACCUCCAGUACAGGCUGCAGCACUACCAACAGCACCAACGGCAUGGGGCUGAAGUCCCAGUGACACCCCAGGAGACGGUUCUGGAGCUGGGGGAAGAGGGUUGGGAUACUCCCUAGCCUCCCUGGAGGGAUGGAGGGGAGAUGGGAUGGAAGGGGUGGAGGGGGGAGAUUGACUGUGAACUCAUAUUGUUUUGAUACGGUUCUAUUUUUCAUGCAAUGUUUAUACCUAUUUAAAUAAUAUUUUAUUUUGUAUACUGUUUCAAAAGUAACACAGGGCAUUACGGUAGUAUUGUCAUGUGAUGUUUGUUGCCUCGUGGUGCAAAGCGAUUGAAUGGGAGAGAGUGAGUUGUGUUCAUGAUGCCAUGAGGCCCAGCCCCCACGCUGUGCUAAGCUCCUCCUCCUAUGCUCGCCGCGUUCCGACUUCCACCAAAGAUGCUUAAAGAAGGCUUCAGAGCCAAUCAGAGGGAUAGACUUUGGCGCCGGCGGGCCAAUCAAGGAAGAGACUUUGGCUCGGUUGGCCAAUCAAGGAAGAGACUGAGGAGGAGUGCCCGCCUCUCCCUGCACACUGCCUCUGUAGAGGACGUAUUCAUCCUCUUACUGUAUUUUAUUAGGAUUCGUUUCGUAGCAAGACUGUCUGCAGUUUGACCAUGAGCGCUGACUCUGGUGCCUGUAGAACAUUGUGCGUCCCAAAUGGCAC